AUGAUUACAGCCUCUACUCCUAUUAUAGCCUCUUUCGAACAUACUAUUUCGGAUAAUCACGAACAUCUUACGAAACCACUUACUCAAGAAGAAACAACUACAGUGUUAAGAAAACGAAACCGUAAACGGAAGCCUGAGAGCCGCGCCAAAAAGAAAGAACGACAAAUUGGACCAACUUGUACUUCCAAAGAAUGUUUUAGAGUUAAAUCAAAGCAGUGUUCGCAAAUAACACAAGAGCAGCGCUUAGAAAUUUUUAAAGCAUUUUGGAAUACCAUGAAUUGGGAGCAACGAAAAGUUUAUGUUGUUAAUCAUGUAAUAAGUGUACCCCGGAAACGUGUAUAUACCCAAAGUAAGUUAAGUCGCAGGCAUACCACAUUAAAUUACUAUUUAAGUAUCAGUAACGCCAAAAUACAAGUUUGCAAGAAGAUGUUUUUACAAUCAUUAUAUUUGGGUAAAUACUGCGUUAUGGAUUGGGUAAAGAAAGAGGUCGAAGCAGACAUGACUGCUUCUACUUUGGCUUUUUGUAUAAUACAGUAUUUGACUGAGCACUGUCAUAAUGUAGAGGGUAGCUUGAUAAUUUGUAACAAUGGAUGCACAUACCAGAACCAGAAUGUGGUGUUGGCAAACGCACUCUUGCAAUAUGCCGUGGAAAAAGGGAUUGUAAUUAUGCAGAAGUAUUUAGAGGUAGGACACACGCAAAUGGAAUGUGAUUCGGUCCACAGUUGUAUCGAAAGUCAGUUAAAGGGACGUGGCAUUCAUUUGCCAAGCGAUUUUAUACUAGAGACUAAAAGAGCACGAAAGAAUCCAUUUCCAUAUGAUGUCAAACAAUUGUUACUUUAA
Diabrotica balteata is the source of this 840-nucleotide messenger RNA. NCBI's taxonomy places the organism in Eukaryota, Metazoa, Arthropoda, Insecta, Coleoptera, Chrysomelidae. The record is from the annotation of a GenBank genome assembly.